AUGCUGCCGCGAUACAUCACCGCCGUGGCUGUCGCCGCACAAAUCGCACAAUGCAAUCCUCUCGAAGCGCAUGUCGGCGUCAAAGUGAAGGAUUUCCCGAGGGGAUUCCGCACAUGCGUCUUCUACGACGACUUCUCCGAAGGCAAGGACUCCCUCCCCGACCCUGCAAAAUGGACCAUCGACCUGGGCACGCAGUAUUCCCCCAAUGGUCCUGCGCAAUGGGGAACCGGCGAGAUACAGACCUACACGGACAACCAUGAAAACAUCCACAUCACGCCUCAUCAGACGCUGAAGAUCACGCCCCGCCGCGAUAAACACGGAAACUGGACGUCGUCGCGGAUAGAAACCACUGCCGAGUGGGACUUUUCCUGCCAAAAAGGCGAGCGUGUCCGCGUAGAAGCGAGGAUCAAGCUCGGCGGCAACCCUAAGAACCAGUCGCUGGGCAUGUGGCCAGCCUUCUGGGCCCUCGGGUCAGAGUACCGUGGUAAUUACUGGAACUGGCCAGCGGUAGGGGAGAUUGAUAUUCUCGAGUCGGUGAACGGGGAACGCAAGCUGUGGAACGUGGUGCACUGUGGUACGAAUCCUGGGGGCGUGUGCAAUGAGCCCGUUGGGAUAGGGCAUGUCACGGAGCCGUUUGAGAAGGGUGUCUGGCACACGCUUGCGUGGGAGGCGCACAGGGCGUUUGGAAAGAGGCAGGAGAGCAUGAGUUGGUAUCUGGAUGGGCGUAGGACGUGGACGCUGUGGAAGAGGGAUGUUGGUGAUGAGGCGGCGUGGGAGGCUAUGGCGGGCGCUGGGAAGAUGUUGUUGCUGAAUGUUGCUGUGGGGGGAGGGUUUCCGAAUGGUGUUGCGGGGAUUACGACGCCGACGAAGGAUACGCUUGAUGGGGAGGGCGCGAGUAUGGAGGUUGAUUAUGUGGCUGUUUAUAAGAAGGAGAGGUGGUGA
Molecule: messenger RNA, 942 nt
Organism: Pochonia chlamydosporia 170
Lineage: Eukaryota; Fungi; Ascomycota; Sordariomycetes; Hypocreales; Clavicipitaceae
Product: carbohydrate binding family 6
Exons: 1
Coding region: 1-942 (313 amino acids)
Biological process (GO): carbohydrate metabolic process
Molecular function (GO): hydrolase activity, hydrolyzing O-glycosyl compounds
Source: RefSeq, a predicted model, not a curated record